AUGGCUGGGGCCGUACGGCAACGACCUUUGCCGCACGGCAAAGAAAGGGAUAAGGGCAGGUCGAGCCCCACCCUUUCUCUCCUCCACACAGAACAGGUCGAGCUCGUACCCUUUCUCUUCUCCACCCCUUGCGCACCCCACCCCCUGCCGCCGGACUCGCCCCACGCCGCUGCCGGACUCGCCUCCCCUCCCAUCCCCUCGCACGCAGUCGCCGGCGCCCACUCCCCUCCCCCGGCUGCUGCUGCUGCUUCUGCCCGUGCACCGGCGCAGGAGACUGCUGCUGCCCGUCGCCGCCGCGCGCCCCCCUCACACGCAGUCGCCGCCGCCCACUCCUCUCCCCGGCUGUUGCGCCUACCUCCUCCCCCGCUGAGCCGCCGCCACUGCUGCUGCCCACGCCUCCUCCCCCGUCGACCCGCCAACCAGCCACGAACUGCUGCUGCCACCUGCUGCUCCGACCGCCACCAGCUGCUGCUCCGGCCGCCACCACCCGCCCCUGCAUGUAAAAGGCGAUGCUUCGAGGUGGACAUGAGGGGCGGAGUCACGGGGGUGUUUGAUGGGCGUUCCGGAUCUUCUUUGGCAGAGAUGGAAGCAAAGGAGCAGGCGGCCCAGGAGCACGCACGGAACAUGGAGCGGCAGAUUCUGGAGUAUCAGCAGCAGCAGACACAGAUGAUGCUGCAGAUGCAACAUCAACAGCAGAUGAUGCAGCAGCAGCAGGCAUCAUUUGGCAAAUGA
Molecule: messenger RNA, 732 nt
Organism: Lolium perenne
Lineage: Eukaryota; Viridiplantae; Streptophyta; Magnoliopsida; Poales; Poaceae
Source: RefSeq, a predicted model, not a curated record